AUGCAUACGUCACGAGAGGGAUUCUGCUGCAUGUUAGAAGCACGAAUACCUGGCAACGGAGUCAUCUGUUUCUCUGGCAAGAGAGAAACUGGAGGCGGAGCUUCGGGAAUCGAUGAAGGGUCUGGCUCAACCGGGAUAACAUGCGUGUACAUCAGCCGAGGGCUGGGAGGGGAGGCAGAACUCGCCAUGCGCGGAGACGUCUGCGCACUAGACGGUGCGUACAUCAGCCGAGGGCUGGGAGGGGAGGCAGAACUCGCCAUGCGCGGAGACGUCUGCGCACUAGACGGGCGGAAACAAGACGGUCUUGAAGUUCGUAGGAUUGAGCAAGUAGACGAUCAUGGAAUUCCUGAGAUUGCUCAAAUUGACGAUCCAGCUUGCGUUCAAGUUCUUCUUGACGUUGCUGGGCAUCCUUGCGGGCAUCUGCGUUCUGUUGCAGGAGUAAAGCAAAAAGUUGACGAAGAGACGAGAUGGGCUCUGCGGCAGGGGUACGCGGAGAAAAUGCACCAAAAGCGGAAUUACAGGAAGGAUGCGGAGCUGGAGACUCCGGAACGAAGAUAG
Messenger RNA from Guillardia theta CCMP2712, 558 nucleotides. RefSeq lists its product as hypothetical. The record is from RefSeq and is a predicted model, not a curated record. The coding region runs from base 1 to 558 and encodes 185 amino acids. NCBI's taxonomy places the organism in Eukaryota, Cryptophyceae, Pyrenomonadales, Geminigeraceae. The transcript has 3 exons.